CCAUGUCUCCGGAAAAGCCAGCCCCAGCAUUGCCAAAAGACCUGGAAGCAUGCAGCGCAAGCGACCGGUAUCGUGAUGAGCCCCCGAAGUUAGAUCCAGAACCAACCGGUAUCUCUACCUUUAAACAGCUCGCCAUCCUAGAUCAGUUCCUCGCCCUGUGGAUCUUGCUGGCCAUGGCAGUAGGUAUCAUCCUUGGCAAUUUUGUCCCCAAUACCAGCCAAGCGCUGGAGAAGGGGAAAUUCGUGGGUGUCUCUGUGCCGAUCGCGAUCGGUCUCCUGGUCAUGAUGUAUCCCAUCCUCUGCAAGGUCCGUUUCGAAACGCUACAUCGGUCAUUCCGGGAGAGGGAACUGUGGAUUCAGAUCGGGUUUAGCAUAGUGGUCAAUUGGAUCGUUGCACCCUUGUUUAUGUUGGGUUUGGCGUGGGCAUUUCUACCAGACGAAAGAGGCCUGCGGGAAGGUUUGAUCUUGGUAGGGAUUGCGCGAUGCAUUGCGAUGGUUCUUGUCUGGACGGGCCUCGCAGGCGGUGAUGGCGAAUACUGCGCCAUUUUGGUAGCGAUCAACUCGAUAUUGCAAAUGGUGCUGUUCGCCCCGGUAGCAAUUCUUUUUAUUCGAAUCAUUGGCGGAUCGGAUCAGCAGGGCUUGACGAUUGACUAUUCCCUGGCUGCGAAAAGCGUAGGGGUAUUUCUGGGGAUCCCAUUGGGAGCCGCGAUUGUGACCCGCUUUGCCCUGCGCUUCUGGAGUAAGAAAUGGUAUGACGAGCAGUUCCUGAGGUGGAUCAGCCCGUUGUCAUUGAUCGGACUGCUCUUUACGAUUUUGGUGCUUUUUGCCGCCCAGGGCAAACAGGUGGUGCAUCAAAUCGUUUCGGUGGUUAGAGUAGCAGCCCCCCUGGUGGUAUACUUCGCCGUGAUCUUUGCGGUCACGCUGGCCGUGACACGGCGGUGCGGCUUUGGAUAUCGGCUAUCGUGCACACAGAGCUUCACUGCAGCAAGCAAUAACUUCGAGUUGGCAAUCGCAGUGGCAAUUGCCACGUUCGGUGUUGAUAGUGACCAGGCGUUGGCUGCUACUGUUGGACCGUUGAUUGAGGUCCCUGUAUUGUUGGGGUUGGUAUAUGCAGUUCGGUGGUUUGCUCGGAAGCGGAAGUGGGAGGCUUAG
Molecule: messenger RNA, 1151 nt
Organism: Aspergillus homomorphus CBS 101889
Lineage: Eukaryota; Fungi; Ascomycota; Eurotiomycetes; Eurotiales; Aspergillaceae
Product: arsenic resistance protein
Exons: 4
Biological process (GO): antimonite transmembrane transport; arsenite transport
Cellular component (GO): plasma membrane
Molecular function (GO): antimonite transmembrane transporter activity; antiporter activity; arsenite transmembrane transporter activity
Source: RefSeq, a predicted model, not a curated record